This is a messenger RNA of Nematolebias whitei (Rio pearlfish), 1749 nucleotides long. It is a transcript of the gene trim44, whose product is annotated as tripartite motif containing 44. The transcript is spliced from 5 exons. Lineage: Eukaryota; Metazoa; Chordata; Actinopteri; Cyprinodontiformes; Rivulidae. The coding region runs from base 312 to 1334 and encodes 340 amino acids. Gene Ontology annotation, molecular function: zinc ion binding. The record is from RefSeq and is a predicted model, not a curated record.
CUGUGUGUCUCUGUCGCUUUCACACGCUCCGAAAAUUACAGACAGGAAGUAAAAGAAAAAAAAAAGAAAGAAGAAGAAGCAUGCAGCAGCUGAUAAUAAACAAGGAAGUAAACGUUGUUGGGCUUGUUUUGGGAGCUCUUUAUUCUGUCUGGAAGUGAAAGUAGUUAAACCGACUGCUUCGUAACUGAACUGUAAACAACAACAGCGCUGCUAAGGAAGUUAGCCGUCAAGCUAAUUCUCACAGACUUCAUAACAGAUCUUAAACUACCCCGGCAAACAGACAAAUUGAUUCCCAGACCUUUUCAGCUGGUAUGGAUCAUAAAUGGCAACCUCUGGAAGGAGCCAUGGGUCUGAAACAAGAGGAGCUGCCACAGAUGGACGGUUCAUGUGACGCAUGUGAGCCAGAUGAGGCCCAGCCAGCGACGCAAGUGUGCCACACCUGCAGCUUUGCCUUCUGCCCUGUCCACGCUGACAACCACGCCAGCAGCACACGUCACAUGUUAAUGCCUUACAGCCACGAAGAGACACAGCCUACAAGUCUGGACACGGACAGAGACUCCAGAACUGGAGGGCAGGCUGAGAAUGAACCUGGAGGAAAUAGAGCGGUUGAAACGUGUGCAGAUCAGGGAGACGCAACUCUGGCUAACAGAGGAGAGAGUGGAGAUGCUGAAGAUGCUCACAGUUGUUCACCUCAGGAAGUCGAGGCCUGCGAAGGGGCUGAGAAUGCAGAAGCAGGACCUGAGGUCGUGGGUCCUGAAGAGGCAGGGAAGAGGGACACUGUGACAGUAGAAAGGCUACGCUGCAAGGAGCACAGAGAGGAAGGCUCCCUCUAUUGUAAAGCUGACGAGCAAAUAAUCUGUGUGGUGUGUGCUGUGCAGGGUGAGCACAAGGAGCAUGAGAUCUUAACGCUGCACGAGGCCUAUGUGUGGCAGAAGAUGUCGACAGAGGAACUAGAAGAAUAUGUGAACAGUCAGUUUGACGAGCUUCGCAGACUGGUUCGCUUGGAGGAGAGGAGAACCCUUCACUUGGUCGACCUCAAAGAAGCUUUCCUUACUGCAUCCGCUGCUGAAAAAAUAGCUGAGAUCACUGCUGAAACCGAAAAGCUGCAGGAGGAGAUGGACAACAUCACGCACCAGCUGUGCCUGCUGGAGCAGGCUGAGGCAGUUGGACCUGCAGCUGCAGCAGAGGUCCUUGAAGCAGUUCCUAAACCAUCCCACAGACUGCUGAACAACAUUGAAGCCAGACCAAGGCUGCCAGAACCAAGGGCGAACCCCAUGGACCCACGAGACUUUGAGGACAAUGAUUCUGGACCAUCCAUGGACCACGCCCCCUGAUAUGAGCGGACCAGACUCCUUGUACAUCAACUUGUCCUUCACGAUCAGCCUCAGUCUGCCAUCUGGCCGGCCCCUUUUCUGUCAGUCAUUUUCCUCCUUCCCUCCCUUCUCCCUAUGGCAGUGAACUGACCUUGAUGAAGGCUGCCGUGACAUAUAUGGAUGGCCACGUCUCUUUCACUUUCAAACUUUUUAAAUUCCACACUAGCUAUGAACUUUCUUUAAUUGAAGCACUCAAGUUAUGUGCAAUCAAUUACCAUCAGGCUCGAUUUUCACAGCCAGUCAGAGUCUUGGCUUACUGGUGAGCCUGGCUGACUCAGAGAGGAGCUUGGGUAGGCAGCUGAGCGUAGCAUCUGUUAAGCCCAACAGAUGUCAGGAAGAGGAACGUGUGUGACACGGUGCUUUACUCUCUUCAUUU